UGCCCUGCAGCUGAUUUAUAUAGGUACACACAGCGCGGAGUGAGCUUGUAAUUUUUCCGAGACAAUGCGAGUGAAGAGCGUGCCGAGGCAUUUGCCGCGGAAGGACGGCAUCUCCUCGAGGGUAAAAAACGCGGGAGCAGAGCUUUUUACGGACGGCGAGGGGAACAGUGGAGCAAAAAAGUGCCCGGCCCUGCCCGUGAAGACCGUGAAUUUCGCAAAUUACCUAGAGAUGGUUCAGGAAAUGAAUUUGGUUGCCGGUCAACAGAGUUCAAUGGUCCCUGGUGCACUGGCCAAGUCCAGGGAAGGGUCGGUGGAGGAGGUUGCUGUCGACGUUCCAUCCGGAGCAGCCGGGGGCAGUAAGUUCAAGGACACGUACCUCUACCAAAUAAUGACGGAGCCGGGCCUCCUCGACAAGAUAGCCCCGAACAAGAGGCUGCAGCCGGUGGUCGAGGUGCAAGCUGGACCAAUCGAGCAACAGCAGAGCUGCCCGUACUGCAAGCGCAAGUUCGCCACCGAGGGCGAGCUCAAGGGCCACCUGAGCGUCCAGGCGGACGCGUCGAAGCAGUUGUCGUGCUGCGCCUGCGGCAAAGCCUUCGCCCAGCGGCGUUACCUGCGCUACCACCAGCGCUGCCACUCCGAGCGCAACAAGUUCGCCUGCGAGUUUUGCGCGCGGCGUUACUCGCGCCUCGAUAACCUCACGCGCCACAACAUCUUCCACACGAAUCCCAACAAGUUUCCCUGCCUCCACUGCGAGCGCACCUUCGCCCGCAAGGACCUACUCAAGAAGCACCUCAAGUGCCAUGAAAACAAGUACAAGUUCCACUGCGACCUUUGCGGCAGGUACUUCAAGGGCCCCGUGUCGCUCUUCAACCACAUGAGGUCCUACCACGACGUGACUCCGUCAGAGCCUCCAUCGUCGCGCAAGUGCAGGGCCGCGAAAAAUUAA
Molecule: messenger RNA, 946 nt
Organism: Copidosoma floridanum
Lineage: Eukaryota; Metazoa; Arthropoda; Insecta; Hymenoptera; Encyrtidae
Biological process (GO): regulation of transcription by RNA polymerase II
Cellular component (GO): nucleus
Molecular function (GO): DNA-binding transcription factor activity, RNA polymerase II-specific
Source: RefSeq, a predicted model, not a curated record